AUGAAUGAAAUCUGCAGAUUUUGUUUGAAUAAAGAAACUAGCCAAAGUAUGAGCGAAUUAACAAAAAAUAGUCGAUUGGCCCAAAUUUUAUAUAAAUAUUUUUUAUUAGAGGUGUCGCUAAACAGUGAUUUGCCGAAACAAGUAUGCACUGAUUGUACCAUUAAAAUUAAUGACUUUGCAUCAUUUAGAGAAAAAAUUAUUGAGAAUGAAAAGGUUUUACUUUUGAAAGCAGCGAGAUUUAAAAAACAGGAAAGUCAUUUAAAUGAAACCUGUGAUAUACCUAUAAGUGAUAAUGAAAAUUUGCCAUCUGAUAGUAAUGAAUAUGUAUGUGUAAAUAUUAGUUUGGCAGAAGAAAACUCCAAGGAUAUUAUCAAAGCAGAAAAAACAAAUGAUACCAUAGUAAAAAUAGAAUCAAAUGAUAAAGUUAAAGAUUUUCAACCAAAUCUAUGUUUAAUGUGUUUUAAAUCUUUUUCAACAAGAAAUAAGCUCUUUAAACAUUAUUUAGAAAAGAAACCAGAUAUCAAAUUGGAAAUAGAAAGUGGAAUUAUUGAUGCACAAUUUAAAGGCAAUCAAGAGCAAAGGUGUUCCGAACAUACUGUGUCAUUUGUAUGUAAAAUAUGUGGUAAAUUGUUCAAUGAUGCAUAUGGCAUUUUGAAUCAUGGCAAAUCACAUAGUACUGACAAAUUUAUUUGCUCAUUUAAAUGUGGAUACAGCAGUGGGUAUAGUCAUGUACUUAAAAAUCAUGAGAAAACACACACAAAAGAAUAUAAGUAUACAUGUGUGGACUGUGGAAAAGGCUUUCAUGUAAAAACAUGGUAUGACCAACAUCAAAACAUACAUAAGGGCAUUAAGGAUUAUGUAUGCAAUGUCUGCGGAGCUAGCUUUCAUAUGGAUCGAUAUUUAACAUCUCACAAAAUAUCUCUUCAUCCAGAAGUGUGUACAAAGAAGCGUUAUGUAUGUAUGUAUUGUUCUGUGGAAUUUGGAUCAAAGGGAAAAUUUAAUAUACAUUUACAGGAUCACGGUAUUAAAAAUGAGUUCUUGUGCGAUCAAUGUGGUAAAGUUAUGAAAGAUAAGAAGCGGUUGACUGCUCAUAGGCUUCAGCAUUCUACAGAAAGACCAUUUGUUUGUGGGAAAUGCGAUAAAACUUUUGCAAAGAAAUAUAAUUGGAAAAUUCACUUACGCAGUCAUGGAAAUGAUUUAAAUGAUAAAUUUGAAUGCAACAUUUGCAUGAAGACAUUUACGCAACGAAGUGCUCUAAAUAGACACAAAAGAAGCAAACAUAACAAACAGCAGAUACCAGAAGCACCCAAGACCGAAGACUGA
Messenger RNA from Pieris macdunnoughi, 1323 nucleotides. The record is from the annotation of a GenBank genome assembly. NCBI's taxonomy places the organism in Eukaryota, Metazoa, Arthropoda, Insecta, Lepidoptera, Pieridae.